This is a messenger RNA of Histoplasma capsulatum G186AR, 306 nucleotides long. RefSeq lists its product as uncharacterized. Lineage: Eukaryota; Fungi; Ascomycota; Eurotiomycetes; Onygenales; Ajellomycetaceae. The coding region runs from base 1 to 306 and encodes 101 amino acids. The record is from RefSeq and is a predicted model, not a curated record. The transcript has 2 exons.
AUGCAGUUUGAUCGAAAAUGUGUGGAUCGAACUAUGGCAAUUAAUUCCGUAUACCUUUUCCAGAUCAUGAAAGGCAUAUCAUCUCAAUCAGCUGUUAAAAAGCUCGAGGCUAUUGGAACACUCGGAUAUAUUUGUUACGGGCUCAUGGACACUACUAGUGUCUAUUCUGUCAAACGCUGUACGGCCCAGUCACAGAUGGUGUGCGCUGCUUGUCAUUUACAGCUGCCUCCCAAACCUGCAAAUGCCAUCAAGUUAAGCCCCGAGGAUCCAGGCACUUCGGCCACGAAAAGGAAAUCUACUAUGUAG